This is a messenger RNA of Diabrotica virgifera virgifera (western corn rootworm), 8232 nucleotides long. It is a transcript of the gene dtn, whose product is annotated as transmembrane protein 132E. The coding region runs from base 498 to 4181 and encodes 1227 amino acids. The transcript is spliced from 18 exons. Lineage: Eukaryota; Metazoa; Arthropoda; Insecta; Coleoptera; Chrysomelidae. The record is from RefSeq and is a predicted model, not a curated record.
AAAUCAUCUAGUUCAGUUGCAAAUGUGACACACGCACAGCUGUACAGCUACUUUCGUCUUCGUAGGGAUGAUCCGGCCCUGUGCAUAUCGAAUCUCACUGCUGUAGUGCCCUAUAGGAAGAUUUCGGAGAAAAAUAUUUAAUGCGACCCUGAAAACAGGGGAGGGGCAGUCUGGAGGCGCAAGACAGUGGAUUCCCGGUCAAUAAUCGUAGUGUAGUCAUGUUAUGAGCAUUUUAAGCCAAGGAGUUGUACUUUACAUAAUGUCCGGUCUUCUCUUAAUCCAAUAAACGUGAGUGAAAAUUUCAAGCUUAGACAAAUAUAAAUCGACAAAAGAAAACUCUUUGAAACCGUUUUAAAGAAAGAACUGUUUCUUGUUCGUAGUGAAGUGAUGAUAUAUCCCAGAUAAUUUAAUGUACAUUUUCGAAGUGUCCUCAAUUAUUACAUUAUUGAAGUUAUUUUAAAGGAUUUGGCAUGGAUACCUUUCAAACACCUUAAAGUAUGAAAGACGUAGUCCGUUUUUCAGCUUGGGUAUUUUUAUUUACAAUUGGUUAUACAUCAUGUGUAAAUGUUCAUUUCGAAAACAAAGAUGGUGGUUUCUUCAUAAAGCAGCAAACCCGACAACACUUUUUAACACCUGCAAAUUCAGAAACGCCACCUAAUGCAGCGCCCGGGGAAGGAGUUCCUCUCUCCGUUGAUAAGUUCACAGUAUUCCAAAGAUCGCAGCCGAUAUCGGUCCGAGCAACUUAUGGCCCGUUUAGUACCAAGCAGACAGUACCGGCCAAGUACAUCGUUCCAGAUCCGUUGCCUGUAAAUACCUCAGGACCAAGUAUUGAUCUUCAAGACCAAGCAACUCACCACUUGGACAUGUCGGCUCACAUCGUUCGCAACGAAAUACCCAGGGAUUCCCCGGUACUACGGGUACUCUUUCACACCGGUACAGAUCCUGGAGGCAGACGCCAAGUUCUUCUGGCUAGACAUCACCAAAAGGUUUGCAUCGUACUCCACGCUACUAUGGGUACUAGAACAUCUCUUCAUGCUGCAUGUAGUCCGGAUGGAGAAGACGGAGUUUGUUUGGCUCAGGUUACCAUUCCAGCUUCCUGGUGGCCCCCUCUACCUUCUCCAGACAAAGACGGUCGGCCUGGAAAGUUCACAAAGACUCCUCCGAGACUGAUACAAGUGGCAUACUCUGUCUUGGAACCAUGGCCCGACGAAGGUGAAGGUUGCCAUCCGAAGAUGCAGGUGCAACCGUCGGCAGUAUUGGGAAGCGUGCAGCUAACACCAGCCAAAGGAGCUUACAAGGAGUUGAAGUUGACGGAGGCAGUAACUAUACUAGUACCUCAUCCACCGUUGUUUCCAAUGUCUAGAAUUUAUUUACCUGUCUUUAUUGAUAAGGAGAAAGCAAAAAUGAUGACUGCUAUUGUUGUUAAAGCUCGAAUGAAAAGUGGAGUAAGGUUUUUGGAAGCAGUUCCAACGGAAGGAAUUCCUUGGAAUAUUACCAUUGAUAUUAAUCCUCGUCAUACUAGCGCCACUGUGACUCUCGUCAGAAAGGAACCUCCUGAUGCUGAUAUACCGGUAACACCAGGAGACGUUAUGGAACUCUUCACUUGGCUUAUCGAAAUAUCCGAAGACGCCACUGAAAAUUACGACGGCAGUAAAGUGGUUUGGUCUGCUAGAUUUGAACCUCAUCUGGAGCAGGAAACGGAGAGUGAGAUUCGCAAAGAAAGUAGAAAGUUGAUAUCGCGGUUUGAAAUCCAGAAAGACGACAUUCAAGCAGUUGUUCCCAUUAGCAAGAAUUGGGAAGUCUUAAACACGGCAGUUCUCACUGGUCUUCAAGUUUCCCAGGCUAUGAAAGUGUUUAUAGUGUCUCAAGCAGGAAAAGCAGCUGAUGUCACCUUCCAAUCAUCUUGUCAUUCUGAGGAUGAAAGCGUUUUGAAGGUAUCUUCAUCAUGUGGUUCAGUUUAUGUGGACGGAAGCGAGGCCAGGGGAUCAGUAAAUGGAUCUGUGAUUGUCAAAUACGGAACAUACACUGGUUUAGCUCAAUUUACAGUAUGGAUGCCGGAAUUUCCACUAGAUUUAUCAGUCGCCGACACAAGAUUGUCUCAACUUAAAUCAUGGAGAGUACCAGACUACAAUCCCAUAUUAACAAAAUCCAAAAGAAGACGAAAGAGAUCAUUCGAUACCAACUGGGGUGUAUCAUCAAUCGACGAAACUGGCAACGUCGUAGAAAAACCAGUAUGCCGGUUAAGAUAUCAGCAAACGUCUGUAGAUGUUUACGCCCAUUUCCUUGCUUCGGAUCAUUCCUCUGGCAGAACGACUUACUUAAUAAACAGAAGAACUUACCUUCGUGUUACUGAUCUGGUACUACCUUGGUUAAGAGUCAGCGAUCCCAGGAUUGCCAGUCUUCACGGAAGAGUACUACAAGGAAGAAGUGUUGGCAGAACUGAAGUACAGGUGUUGUCCCCAAUUACGAGCAGAGUAUACGGCUCUAAAGAAGUUAGAGUGGGCAACGACAAAGUAGGAUUAACAAAGCUCUACGUUCAAGUUGUAUCUGGUCUACAGCUCAACAUCUACCCUGAUAGCUCUUUGGAAAACGUUUACGUUGCCGAAACUGGAAUCACUAGAAAAUUAACAGCACAAUACCAGGAGGGUCUUCUAGAUAUUGAAUUAGAGUUCUCAGAUGGUCAAAAAACUCCUCUUCGAGACAUUUCAGACACUGACUAUCAUCUUGUUGUGGAAAGCUUAGACCCUGAAGUAGUAGCUUUUGCGCCUAUGGUUGCUUCACAUCAUCCCAGAGUUAUAGCUGUUGGUGAAGGUAGCGGAGAUCUUUUACAGGUAACACUUCUAUUAGCUGAAGAAUGCAGAAGUAGUGGCAGACCUAAAGUAAAACCGAUUGGACCGUUGGCAUCAGCAGCUGCUACUAUCAACGUUGACUUUAGUACCAUCGAUAUUCAUAGACCGGAUAUACUACAGAACGAUGGCGGUAGUUACGGUUCUUCAAAAGGAAGGGAAUUUUCGGAUCUUCAGGAUAUACUAAAAGGGAAUCAUCCUAUUCAUUCAGAUAACGAUGAACCCAGUGUACAGGCUCGCCAAUUCCAAGGUAAUGGCAAAGGUAUUCUGCGACAACUAUCAACUCACCAUUCAACUCCUUUAGAGAUUAGUAUGUACGUUCUCUUAGCUGUAUUCUGCUGCGCUAUCAUGGUUUUUGUUGUAUCAUGUGUGGUAUACGCUUCCAAGUUCAAACCACUUAAUCCAGCAAUAACUGCAGGAGUGCAGGCAUCAGCCGGACCACCAGCCAAUUUCCUUAUUCACCACGAAACGCAUAAGCCCAAAGAAACGACAACAAAUGCCCACGAUUGGGUAUGGCUUGGUAGAGCUACCAUUGAGCCUCCCAAUCAGUACACUAGCAAUCCAGCAGACAUGCGUAUCAUUACAAAUCCAUUGAAUAUGAAUUAUUGCGAACCAGACGAUUCUCUAAUGUCUAACAGCUUUAGUAAUCCUACACAUAUAGAGCUCCCUGCUUCCUCUAGCCACGCCAAUUCUAGUAGUAGACAGAUAGACAGUCGGACUUAUUCCAAAGGAAAGGGAGAGAAGAUUAGUAUUGGAACUGAAAGUGAUUCAGAUAUACAAGUGUGGAAUAAACCGACUCCACCACCUCCUUUACCAUCACAUUCUCACCACUCUCAGAACAAUGCUCAGAAUGAUGACUACAAACCACCUGUACCGCCUCAUCGAAAUUUGGGUGUUUCAACAGCCUCGUCCGAUUCUCCUCUACCGAAAAAACCACAUCAUCACCACCACCAUAGAAACAAGAACCAAGAAAAGUCACACUACCAUAGGCUAUCGAACGAGCUCAUUCCUUUAAAAUCUCAGGCCGCGGUUCCAAAGAAGAGAGUCGAAAAUUGUACAGAGAAAGAUAUGUUCGAAUUUGAUGAUGAACCUAAAGCACAAUCUAGAAAGGAUGAUAAUGUGGAAUUUGUACAGUAUUCAAAUAGUCCAAGUAAUAGGAACAGCGCUGAGGUAAAAACAGCCACUAUAGUUGGUAAUCCAAUGUUCAAUGCAGAUAAAAAUGACAAUGAAACCAGUAAAUCCGUGGAGCUUCCAGGCUUAGAUGAUUUACAGCUUGAUAUGGAUUACGAUCAGAUUAUGCAAUAUUUUGAGAAUCUGAAGGAAUCGAAUGCCUGAGUAGAAGAGAUCAUUGCAAAGAUCCAUGGCAUUUUGCUGUCAUUUAGCGAGCAAUAUAAAGUCGCAGCUCUCAGCGAACACCCAUACAUUUCCGCCUCCAAUCCGACAUGUAGCUUUGACUAUUUCUUCGAUUACGUCAGCGAAUCGUACGCUUAAAUCGCCAUUUGUGUACCUUAAUGCACAAGACUGACUUAAAUCAAGGUUUAUUUUAUUCUCGAGGAAAAGUAAGUCAAUGCCCGACAAUUAUUUUAUACUUGUAUCACGAUAUUGAAGUAUGUAGUUAAAAUUUUCAACUUUAUAUAACAGUCGUUACGUUCGCAACUAUAUAUAGUAAUAUUUGCUUUGAUUGGUGCGACUACUUUUUGCUUAAGAAUAUUCUUAAAAAGAUAAUAACUACUAAUGUCCGCCAAAUUUGAGUUGUAAUAAUAGUAAUCGAGUAGAAAGGAAAAAUAAAAAGAGGUUUUAUUAUCAAAUAUUCGUUGGUACGACGCAACUAUUAAAAUUAUUGUGAGCCUCAUUACUAAAGCUAUAAGUUAGAUCGAAAUUUAAUGUUUAGAAAGGAAAAUAGGGAACUUGCACAUAAAAAUAUUUUUGCAUAAAAUUGUUUAUUAAUGUUUAAAAAUGUUAUAUUCAAAAUAUUACAUCUUAACAAUGAAUAGUGUACGUACAACAACUGAUAAUAGUUCCGCGCCCAAAAUUUCCGUUUCAAACAACUGCAGAGCGCGAGCUGGGGUCUGACGUCACCAACCACAGUGUUAUCGUUCUUCCGUUCGGUGAGCUAUAUAUUUUAUCAAAAUGGAAAACAAAUCUACGCAAUAUAAGAACUAUAUAGUGCCGGAAUGCCAAAGUACAAUUGUCAGAACAUCCAACAAAUAUUUUUUUACUCUACCAGUAGAACCAAAAACGUCGAUUGAAAUGGCUAAAGGCCUGCAGGCGAAAUAAAAAGGAUAUUUCACAAAGUAGCAAAGGUCUUUAUGUCUGUGAGGAUCAUUUCGAUGUGAGUAUUUAUCUAGUUAGGUACCUAAUACUAAUAAGACAUUGAUCCUGACCAAUAAAAAAUAUUAGUUAGUUGUCGUCUCAUGAAAUGUGCCUACUUAAACUUGUUGCAGUUGGAACAAGACAUGAUAACUAUAUAAAUUCAAUAUUAUGGGUGGUCCCAAAAUUAUCAAGUCAGGUGUUGUCCCGCAUUUAUUUGAUUAUUAACCAGAUAGAAAACGAACUUUUUCUGAGCCCAUGAGGGAAGCAGCCCUCAAAAGGGUUAAACGUCAGCUUCUUGAAGAUGCCGCUUCCACAUAUAACUCUGUUCUAGAUUAAGAUAAAGGUGUUCAGUGUAAAUUCCAAAGGAGUGUUACAGUCGGGUUAUCGACAUUGAAAAUACAUAAUAAGGAUGCACGAACUUCACCUAUAAAAGACUUGCAAACAUUAUUUGAAGAUACAAAAAGUGAAUCAGGACGUUCUGUAUUUGAAGAUAAUAGUGAAUAUAAUGGUAGUGAUGACUAUUGGUAAAAUUAAAUUGAUUCUUCUUGUGAUGAAGAUGCGAAAAAGAGGAAGCAAAACAAUUUAAAAUGUUGUCUCUGAAGUCUACAGUGAUGAAGUUACAAUACAGACCUAGAUUUUAUACGUUUCAAUUAAUAGAAAUAUAUUGUAAAACACAAACAAUGCAUCUAUUUUUAACUCUAAAAAGAACAGGACACACAUUGGAGAUGAUUUACUAAGCCAGCCGCUGAGAGAUUUACUAAGCUUUCCCUAUCACGGCUGGAUACAACCACUCAGCCGAUUUCUGCUGACCGCCAGCCGCUAUGGUCGUCCGAACGCACCCAAUGCUUCGAGAAUAUUUGCAAAAUCUGUUACAUUAAUUAGUAAAUAUUUAAGAUCUUGUAUUUUUAAUCCCCAAGUUGGUGCAGUUAAAUUAAACUUACCCUUAGCAUUUCAAUUAGAGACGAUUAAAAUGUACUAUACAAUCUCCAGAAUAGCCUAAUCGCUUUCUUUUGAAAAACCCUCGUGAAUAAUAGUAUCUACAUAUGCGUUUUAAGCACUUUAGAAGGUCAUCAUCAUCAAUGGCGCUACAACUCUUCGCAAGUCUUUGCCGCGUUUACUGUUGCCUUUCAUGUUUGUCGGUCCUGUGCCACUAAUUCCCAUUGUCGCACUCCCAUUUUCUCUAGAUCUUCUUUGACUGCAUUUUUCCACCUUUUUAGAAGGUACCAAUUUCUAAUUAUAAAUUUCACUUUGAAACUAAAUAAACUGAUUGUAAAAUUAUGGAAGAAUACAAAAAUAAUAUCUGGUAAUUUCCAAUUAAAUACGAUUAAAAUGUUAUAUACAAUUCCCGUAAUACUCUAAUCGCGUUAAACCGGGCUUGACUCGUAGCCCGGUUGCGGUCCGUGACGUCAGACCAAUAGAAGGGCAUUCAAGCGCCUUCUAAAAAAUUUGAAUUUUAUAGCAUUUUCAAAGCCUCGUAAUAAGCGUAUGGGUUAAAAAUAUUUGUUUUUUUAUACAUGCAAGCGUUUUAAGAUCAUGUUACCUUAUGUUUUUUAAUAUUAUUUUAAUAUUUAAAAAUUUAUGCAAGUUCCCUAUUACAUAUUAUCUGUGGUCUAAUAGGUAAGUAACAUCCAUGGCCGAUUAGGGCGCUGCGAUCUAAAAACAAUUUUCGAUCUCUCAUUAAACAUUAUUAUUUGAGAAAUAAAUCGGCGAUGGAAACAAAAGAAAAUCUGGAUAAAUAUUAUAUGGACUAAUGCUCCUUCAUACUACACUGUCAAAUUUUGCUCCAUGAAUUUAGUAAUGGCCGUAAAUCUACAUUAGAUGAACCACGUAAUGGAUGGCCCACCGAUGUAGUUACACUGGAAAAUGUGAAGAAAAUCCAGGAAAUGGUUCUAGCUGAUCGUAAAGUGAAGGUGCGUGAAUUGGAAGAGGCCACAAGAAUUAGUAAAGAGAGUACUACUCAUAUUUAGAACAAAGUUUUGAAUAUGGAAAAAUUAUCCUGCCAAUGAGUGCCGAGUUUGCUGACCAUUGACCAAAGACAUGAUCAUGUGAUCACUUCUCAGCAGUGCUUGGACUUUAUAAAGAGCAAUCCGUCGGACUUUUGGCAUCGAUUGGUAACCAUUCAUGAAACCUAGAUUCGCUACUACACACUAGAGAGUAGAAUGAACGCACGGCAGUGGACUGAAGCCGCCAAAAGUGCUCCGCAGCAGAUUAAUGGGUCGGAAAGGUCAUGGACACUGUAUUUCUGAUCGCAAAUGCAUAAUUUUAAUUGACUAUCUUGACAAUCUUAGAAAGCGAGUACUAAAAUGUUAUGUAUUUUCUGUUCUUUUGUGUGGUGUGGAGACAUGGACUCUCAAUAAACAAUGCCUCAAUAGAUUCCAAGCAUUUGAGAUGUGGACGUAUCGAAGAAUGCUGAGAAUCUCCUGGACAGACAGAAUAACCAAUGAGGAAGUACUAAGGAGAAUACAGAACAGCAGGGAGAUACUGAAUUCCAUCAAAAUAAGAAAACUUCAAUACUUGGGUCAUAUAACACGUGGUGACAGAUAUGAACGAACUCCUGAAAUUAAUUAUGCAGGGAAAGAUUCAAGGAAGGCGCAGCAUAGGUAGGAGAAAAAUGUCCUGGCUGAGAAAUCUCAGAGAAUGGUUUGGAUGCAGCUCAACUGAACUCUUUCGGGCUGUAGUAUCAAAAGUGAGAAUAGCAAUGAUGAUUGCCAACCUUCGUCGCGGAGAUGGCACGUAAAGAAGAAGAAGAAAGGUAAAACUAUCAAUAGCCAAUAUUAUUGUGGAUUAGUGGACAAACUGAAGCAGGAACUUAUGAGUGCCUAGUGAGAAAAGGCCUCAUAUGCCGAAGAAUAAAGUGUUGUUUCUCCAAGACAAUGCACCGCCUCACAAGAGCGUUGUGAAAAUGGCAAAACUCGUCCAGCUUAUUCUCCUAAUUUGGCCCCCUCCGAUUAUUACGUGUUCAUAAAUCUGAAGCCAUGGUAGCCUAAUAAAAUAAAAAAAAAGUCAAAAUGUAAAUUCGUACAGCUUAAAACAAAUUUUAUAUCAAAGUUUAGGUGGGUACAAAAGAUAUUUU